UUCGAUGCCGGCUUUUGCCCUCUAAUGAACGACACCCAAAAUCAUCAAUUAGCAGAUUCUGAAAUAAACACAGCACUGCUACGCGCAAAAAAGCUCGCUGCAACUGACGGAGGGCACAAGAGAACAAAUUCAGACGACUUGAACUUUUUACCCACCAAACGCGAAAAGCUCAACGGUACAGAAGACAUGGCUGGCAUGGGAAUGGGUCCACCGGUGAGCGAAACACUCGUCGACGCCGUUGACAUCCCUGAAAGUCAAGUUGGACUUGUUAUUGGACGUGGUGGGGAGCAAAUACAGCUCAUUCAGCAGCAAUCUGGAUGUAGAGUUCAAAUGGCUGGUGAAAGUGGUAAUGCUGGGUACCGUCAAUGCACUUUGCAAGGGCCUCGUCAAUGCAUUGAUCGUGCAAAGGCUCUUAUUCAUGAUGUUCUUGAGAGAAGCGCCCGCGGAGGGCUUGGGGCUCAAAAUGGGAAUAUGGCGACUGUUGAAUUGAGCAUUCCUGGUGGAAAGUGUGGAUUGAUAAUUGGGAAGAAUGGUGAAACCAUAAAAGGACUCCAGGAGCAAAUUGGUGUUAAGAUGAUGCUGAUUCAAGACAAUCAUCAAGUUACUAUGGGAAAUAAGCCAUUGCGUAUUUCUGGAGUUCCCGAGAAAGUUGAACAUGCUAAGCGUAUAAUUGAGAGUCUGUUGGCAGGUGAUGCGUCGACUCAGCCUAACCUUUCCCAAGCUUUGCGUGCUGCAAAUGGGCCUAAGUCUAUUGGAGAAGUAAUCGUACCACGCUCUUCGGUUGGAGUUAUUAUUGGGAAAGGCGGUGACACUAUCAAGCGUUUGGCUGCUGAAACCGGUGCUAAAAUACAAUUCAAGCCGGACGGUUCGUUUGCCUCAAUUCAAGAUCAACAAAAUUAUGAUCCAAGUCUACAAGAACGCUGUGCAGUAAUUCAAGGAACUCCUGAACAAAUUAGCCGUGCUACUCAAUUAAUUUCCGAUCUUGUUACUCGUAGCGGAAGUGGUAGUCAACAGCAAGAAACUUUCUAUAUGCAUGUUCCUGCUAAUAAGACUGGUUUGGUUAUUGGAAAAGGUGGUGAUACAAUUAAACAGAUCUCUGGAGAAACUGGCGCUCAUGUGGAGCUGAGUCGGGAUUCGCCACCCAAUCCGAAUGAGAAAGUUUUUGUGAUACGUGGGACUCCUUAUCAAAUUCAUCAUGUACAGCACAUUAUUCGCAUAAAGGUUGGAGAUAUUGCGCCUGGAACUCCUUUGCCACCAUUCCAUACCGGAUCUGCUACUGCGACAUUGACUGCUGCGCCAACUGCUGCCCCAUUGACUACUGUUGGAAAUCCGUAUGGGCCAACAAGCAUUCCUCAAACAUUUAAUGCUGCACCUACACAUCAGGUUCAAGAUCCGUCAGUUUGGAAUCAAUAUUAUAAUCAGCAACAAGCUGGGUUUGCUGCUGCAACUGCGAAUGUUGCCCCGCAACAGACAUUUGCUAGUGCUGCUGCUCAACAGCAUUUUCAGCCAAUGCCUGGAGGUAUGAAUACGGCCGUUUCGCAGACUCCUCAGCUCCAGCCACAACUUCAUCCACAAGUGCAGCCGCACCAUCAAGCUGCUCACCAAAUGCAGCAGCAGGCUAUGGCUCAGCCACAACAACAACUUUCUAUGCAAGGAGCGCUGACAAACGCUGCUGCAAUGAACAAUGCAGGAGGUGGUUCUGCGCCAGCUAUCAAUCCACAGACUGGCCAGCCUGAUUACAGUGUUCAGUGGGCUGAAUACUACCGCACGAUGGGAAUGCAUUCUCAGGCCGAGCAGAUUGAGCGACAAAUCAAGCAAAAUCAGACGGUAAUUCAACAUCCUCAGCAACAACUUUAUAUGUAA
Molecule: messenger RNA, 1863 nt
Organism: Meloidogyne enterolobii
Lineage: Eukaryota; Metazoa; Nematoda; Chromadorea; Rhabditida; Meloidogynidae
Source: the annotation of a GenBank genome assembly